AUGGACACCGGGCUCCUGUCCUCGCUCGUGCCGUUUGUCCUCUGGAUCGGCGGUACCUUCUGCUGGUGGGGACUCAGAGGCCGCCUGUGGUAUCGCUCCACGCGUCACCUCUGGCCGUGUUUCCUCGUCGCGAGCCCGUUCGGCGGGCUCAACGUCCCAAAGCUUCCUCCGCACGAUAAACAAUGGUGUUGCUUCAGGGCGUCGCCGGGGUCGAGGAAGUACAAGGCUGUGCGGGUGGCGCCGUGUUUUCCCGAAAAUCCGUGCGCUGUGUGUGGCAAGGCGUGCGGCCUCACCGACAGGGAGCUGGACCGUCAGCGACACCCGUGCGGUCUCGGCUGCGGGUGUCGCUGCGCGUGCAUCGGUUGCAAGUACACCAACGCGGGGGAGUGCGAGAGGGUGCUGUGCGAGGACACCGUGCCCGAGGACGUAGUGGGGAACACGGUGGCUUCGGUCGCCGCGGGGGGUCUCUCGGCGAUCGCGACGGCGCUCACGAACGUCAGUCGUAGCGUGGAGCAGCUCACGCGCCAGCAGGUGGAGCGGCAGCAGCGGAGGCAGCAGCAGGCUCCCGUGCCUGCGGAGAUGCGUCGGGGAUACGCGCCGCAGCCGCCGCAGCCUCAGUAUCAGGCACCUGCGACACAGUGGGACGCACAGCGUCAAGUCUACGAGCAGCACAGGUGGGAACAGCAACAGCAGCAGCAGCAGCAGCAGCAGCAGCAGCAGCAGCAGCAGCAGCCCAACUACCCGCAGCCAAACUAUGCACCGCCCGCUCCGCCCCCGCCGCCGCCGCCAGUGCAGACUGGAAAUCCGUUCGCACCUCCGGGUGCGGCCGAACCCGCGAGCCCCUCGGCGCCGCCCACCGCGCUCCUGUACCCGUCAGUUCCCGGCGGGCCCGAGCCUCAGGCCCACGCGGCUCCACCGCCCACGGAGACUGGCGCUCCGUCGCGAGAGGAACAGGCCAAGCUCGCGGCGGCCAAGGCUGCGACGGAGGCGAAGGUUGCGGCUGGGAAGGCCGCCAAGGCUGCGAAAGCGACGGGAGCGAAGAUGGCCACGAUGCUGGGAAAGGGUAUGCAGGCCGUGGGUAAGAGAAUGGAGGAGGCGGCGAAGGAUGGCGCCUCGAAGGCAAAGGACCGCAAUCCUCAGAAUAGGCAGUGAUAG
This is a messenger RNA of Micromonas commoda, 1155 nucleotides long. RefSeq lists its product with no specific name. Lineage: Eukaryota; Viridiplantae; Chlorophyta; Mamiellophyceae; Mamiellales; Mamiellaceae. The record is from RefSeq and is a predicted model, not a curated record. Bases 1 to 1152 code for a protein of 383 amino acids. The transcript has a single exon.